UAAACGUUUCGUGGAAUUGUUUACGUUGAAAGCGGUAACAUAAUGAUAUCAUAAAAUCUAACAUAACUAUACAUCUAUUUUAAUAUCGAGAACGGAAAAUUAUUAUAAUUAUACGAUUAAUACGGUUUUAAAGUAAGUUUGGAAUUGUAUCGGUUACGUAUAUUUUCCGUUGAUCGAAGUGUAGGUUAUAUUAUUAUAAAUGAGUGAGAAACAAAAGGUGUUAAUUUGUGGAGAUGUGGAGGGACACUUCAAAUUUUUGUUUAACAAAGUUGAGGCUAUCAAUAAGAAAAGCGGCCCGUUCGACUUUCUGUUAUGCGUCGGAAACUUUUUCGGUGAAAAUAAUAUAGAACUCGAGGUGUAUAAAAAUGGCGCAAAAAAUAUUCCUGUUCCGACGUACAUUAUUGGCGCCAAUAGUGAAAUUGACUUGGAGAAUUAUCCAGACGAAGAUGGUUGUGAAAUAUGUCAAAAUCUGACUUAUCUUGGGAAACGUGGAGUUUAUACUGCCAGUUCUGGGCUGAAAAUAGCUUAUGUCAGUGGUACAGAAAGCAAUUCAUCCGAAUCAAAACCCACUUGUUUCAGUGAAAGCGAUGUUAUAUCGAUUAAGAAUUCUUGCUUAAGAGGUCAACCCAGUUUUCGUGGUAUUGAUAUAUUGUUGACUUCUCCUUGGCCCAUGGGCAUUACAAAUUUAGACCCUAAUAAACCAAAUUUUACAUAUCGGGGUUCUAAAUUGAUUGCAUGGCUGGCUGUACAAGUAAAGCCAAGAUAUCACGUGUCUGCAUUAGAAAGAAUUCAUUAUGAAAGACCACCUUAUAGGAAUCAAGGUCAACAAGAAGGUAACAUUGAAAUAGCAACAAGAUUUAUAGCACUUGCCCCUGUAAUGAAUAGUCAAAAAAAGAAGUGGUUAUAUGCAUUGAAUUUGACACCUGUUGAUAGAACACGUCUAUCUGAUUUAGUUAUGAAAACUACAGAUGAGACGGAUAGUCCUUAUCCAAAGUCAAUGUUAUUUAACCAGCCUUCAUCACAGAAGGCAGAACCAAAACGUACACAGUUCUUUUAUGACAUGGAUUCUAAGGAAGUCACAAAAAGGUCAAGACAUGCAGAUGGUCCUAUUAAGAGACCAAAACCAGAAUUUGAUCAAGCAAAAUGCUGGUUUUGUUUAUCAAGUCCAGAAGUUUCAAAGCACUUAGUAAUAUCUGUUGGAUCAGAAGUUUAUGUUGCUCUUGCUAGAGGAGGAUUAGUAGAAGAUCACUUUUUAAUUCUACCAAUAACACACCACCAGAGCCUUUCUAUUUUACCAAAAGAGGUGAACGAAGAAAUGGAUCUGUACAAAAAUGCUAUAACAAAAUACUAUGCUACUAUGGAUAAAGUACCUGUAUUCUUUGAACGCAAUUACAAAACGUCUCAUUGUCAACUACAAGUUAUACCUGUUCACAAAAAUCUAACACCUGCUCUGAAAGAAAUGUUUGAGGAAAUGGCAGAGUGUAAUAAUUUUAAAAUAACCGAACUGCCGAUGCAUACGGAUUUGCAACAAAUUGCAAAACCGGGUAUUUUAUAUUUCUAUGUGGAACUGCCGGCCGGAAUAAAAUUGUAUUACAGAAUUAAAAAAGAUUUCCCGCUCCAAUUUGGAAGAGAAGUAUUAGCGUCUGAUAGAAUCUUAGAUAUCAAUGACAGGGUUGAUUGGAAAGAUUGUCAAAUGGAUAAAGAAGAGGAAAUUGAAUUAGCAAACAGAAUUAGAAAAGAGUUCCAACCGUUCGAUUUAGAUACGUGAAAAUGUAUGAAAUUGCAACAAAUUGGUACUGUAAUAUAUGUAAAUACAUUUAUAUGCGGUCGAUUUUGUGAAAUAUACAAAAAGAGUAAUUUAUUACAAUUUAUAAAAGAACAGAA
Messenger RNA from Colletes gigas, 1884 nucleotides. Its product is annotated as CWF19-like protein 1. NCBI's taxonomy places the organism in Eukaryota, Metazoa, Arthropoda, Insecta, Hymenoptera, Colletidae. Gene Ontology annotation, biological process: mRNA splicing, via spliceosome. The record is from RefSeq and is a predicted model, not a curated record. Gene Ontology annotation, molecular function: RNA lariat debranching enzyme activator activity; hydrolase activity. The coding region runs from base 200 to 1768 and encodes 522 amino acids. The transcript is spliced from 3 exons. Gene Ontology annotation, cellular component: post-mRNA release spliceosomal complex.